AUGUCGGCACAGCUGUUUGACCGUGGCCCGAAGUGGAUCCGUGCAAUACUGAACCUAGAGGUACGUAUGGCCGAAUCUGCUCGGGGCGCCCCCGUCGCUCGGUUAGCUAAGCAAUCUGUGCCGGUUCCUAGCGACGACGAGAGCUCAGCAGUUCCGAAAAAAAUAACCACUCAUUUCGAUAUUCCCAGACUCCUAACCAACACGCAAUUCAGCUGCCCCUUCUACUUCACGCAACAGCCUCCGAAUACACCGCCCAAGAUGUCUUGGCUUGGAAUCCCCCCUUUCAAGAAAUUCCACACACCCAUCUUCCGGCCCCUCUGGCCUUUCUUCGCCGCCGGCCUCAUAGUCCUCUACGGCGUCAAUUCUGCGCAGACGGCUCUGAUGAACUCCGACGAGUGGAAGGACGAUCCGCGCCACCCGAAUGCGAGAGCGCGCGCGCAACACUACCCCCAACAGUACCGUCGCCCUCUACCAUCCCGGCCUACCGCCGAGGACCAGAUCCCGCACGCAAUGCCCGACACCCUGCCAACGUCGGGCGCCGCCGCCCGACCCUCCCCCGCCCCCGCUGCGCGCGAUGCCCGCGCAAAGCCGCACGGCGUCGCCCAGGGCAAGACGGAGCUGCGCAUCCUGAUGCUGCAUGGCUUCACGCAGUCGGGGCCGCUGUUCUCGUCCAAGACGAAGGGGCUCGCCAAGGUGCUGAACAAGGUGCUCGGCGCCGCGCCGGUCUCGCGGCAGCCGACGCUGCUGUUCCCGACGGGGCCGUGCCGUCUGCGGCCCUCCGACAUACCGGGCUACGUGCCGUCCGCGAACGCGAGCGACGACGACGACGAGAUCGACAGCUGGUGCUGGUUCCGCAAUAGCGAGGUCACCGGCACGUACCGCGGCCUCGACGUCGGCAUGAACGCCAUCGCCGCCGCCAUCCGCGACGCCGACGGCCCCGUCGACGGCGUCAUCGGCUUCAGCCAGGGCGGCGCCGUCGCCGCCCUCGUCGCCGCCGUCCUCGAGCACCCCCACCGCGAGGUCCCCGCCGCCGCCGCCGCCGGCGACGGCGGGGACUGGUCCUGGGUCUCCGCCCUCCGCGCCGCCAACCGCGGCCUGCCCCUCCGCUUCUGCGUCGUGUACUCCGGGUUCUACGCUCCGCCGCCGUCGCUGCGCUGGCUCUACGACCCGCCCAUCGUCACGCCGACCCUCCACUUCCUCGGCGGCCUCGACACCGUCGUCGACGAGGCCCGCUCCCGAGCCCUCGUCGCCUGCUGCCGCCGCCCCGUCGUCCUCGUCCACCCCGGUGGCCACUACGUCCCUGUCGCCCGCGAUUGGGCUGUCGCCCUUGCCGGCUGGCUCCGCCAGCGCUACGACGGCACCGCUGACGCCGAAGACGAAGAGGACUCUCAGGACACCGAUUGAGGCCGACGGCAAACGGGUCGGAUGAAGGGAAGCGAGCGAGUGCAGGAAGGAGGCUGAGGCUGAAUGGCGGAGCAGCGGAGACGGGAGAUAAAUGAACAUAUCACGAAAGAUAUCAUUGGUCGUGCUCGGGCAGCAGAGGGAAGGCGAGAUUUUGAUAUGCUCAUUAACGUAUGCACGAAUAUCAUAGACAGGUAGGUAGGUCAUCAUCAUAGCAAAUAGAGGAGACAUCAACACGUAGAAAGGGCAUUCCUAGGACGAUAUGGCGUCAUGCCGCCUCCUAAUCUACCUUAUUGUACAAUCAGCAUGCCUUUUUAUUUCGGAAUGCUAACCUGUCUGUUGGCCCCUUUUUCCCCUACCGAGGAAACCCAAAGCCGUCUAAGCUCCGAAAGCACUACCUUAGUCCCCCCCCCCCCCUGGUUAUAUCGACUUAUUCGUAGAAACGUCAUCACGCCUUCUUUUUGCCCUUCUUCUCCUUCGCCGCUCCGGGCUGGAUCCGCGCCAUC
This is a messenger RNA of Durotheca rogersii, 1907 nucleotides long. RefSeq names its product serine hydrolase-domain-containing protein. Gene Ontology annotation, molecular function: proton transmembrane transporter activity. Gene Ontology annotation, biological process: proton motive force-driven ATP synthesis. The record is from RefSeq and is a predicted model, not a curated record. Gene Ontology annotation, cellular component: cytoplasm; nucleus. Bases 1 to 1404 code for a protein of 467 amino acids. The transcript is spliced from 6 exons. NCBI's taxonomy places the organism in Eukaryota, Fungi, Ascomycota, Sordariomycetes, Xylariales, Xylariaceae.